CUUCCUCGAACAAGUCACUCAAGCCUGUUUCUCGACUCCGUAUACCCAUUUCUUCUAUCAUGUCGGAACUUACUUUCGAUACACUUAUGGACGAUGGAAAUUACCUCGGCUCUGAGCGCGCGAGGAUGGAAAACCGAGUUAUACUGGAGGAACUGGAAAGAAAGAAAAAGGCACGAAGCAUGGCUGUACCGACGGACGAUAAUCGCGUCAAGAUAAGGUUGAGGGAAAUCGGAGAACCAAUCACCCUUUUCGGUGAACGUGCUGCCGACCGCAGAGACCGCCUCAUAUACGUGCUAUCGCAAAUAAAUGCUGCGAGAGGGGAUGAUACUAUGCCUUUGGAUGAGGAUGAGAGUUCAGAAAGUGAAGACGAGGAGGAAGAAUUCUACUCUCCAGGGUCGUUGGAGCUGCUUGAGGCUCGAAGACGAAUAGCCGAAUACUCACUUCCCAGAGCUCAAAAGCGCGUCGCCCAACAGCGAAUAGAUAGCAAGAUGGAUCUCGGUAAAAUCGUCGAUAUCAGGAAGAAGGUUUUUGCCGAAGUUAAAAAAUAUGCGAAUCUUGGGUCCCAGAUUGGCGACGAGAGACCCAUCUCCCAGGUUCGCUUCGCACCUAAUAAUAAUGUUUUGGCCACUUCGAGCUGGUCUGGGACGGUAAAACUGUGGAACGUACCCGCUUGUACGCCAAUACGAUCCUUGCGAGGUCACAGUGACCGCGUGGGUGGUAUUUCUUGGCACCCCGAGGCAACAAGAUCUCUAAGUGCCGAUGCGGCAAAUCUCGUUAGUGGAGCAGGCGAUGGGAACGUCAACUUGUGGUCGUUGAACAGUGAUGCCCCUAUAUCAGUAAUGAAAGGCCAUCAAGAGCGUGUUUGCCGAGUCGCAUUUCAUCCAUCGGGAGAUUAUGUGGCCAGUGCUAGUUUCGAUACAACCUGGCGCCUAUGGGAUGUUGCCACUGCGAAGGAGCUUCUACUGCAGGAGGGACAUUCAAAAGAAGUCUACUCCGUUGAAUUUCAGAAUGACGGUGCUCUCGUAGCUUCUGGUGGCUUGGACGCCAUCGGAAGGGUCUGGGACUUGCGAACGGGAAGAACUGCCAUGGUUCUGGACGGGCAUGUCCAGGCCAUCUAUGCGAUAGGGUUUUCUCCUAAUGGGUAUCAAAUUGCCACAGGUGCCGGCGAUGACACAAUUCGUAUAUGGGAUCUGCGUUCUUUGAAGGCUCUGUACACCAUUCCUGCUCAUCUGUCUAAUGUUUCAGAUGUGCGGUUUUUCCAUGCCGAUAACCUGUUUUUCGAGCCUCCAGAGGGAGAGGCGGAGGCUAUGACGGCGAAGGAAGAGUGGGAUUACCGUUCAGGAUUGUUCUUUGCAUCUUCGGGCUACGAUGGCCUUGUAAAAAUUUGGAGUGCUGACGAUUGGCAGCUGCUCCGCACCCUAUCGACGGAUGCAGGGAAGGUCAUGUCAGUAGACAUAACGAGUGACGGAAAUCUGAUUGCAAGCGGCACAUACAAUAGGAAUUUCCAGCUCUUUGCUCCAGAGGAAGUUGCUGCAUUGUAGUAUGUAAUUGAGUGUAAAUAUAAGUCUUUUCAUCCCUUUGAUCAC
Guyanagaster necrorhizus is the source of this 1586-nucleotide messenger RNA. Its product is annotated as WD40 repeat-like protein. Gene Ontology annotation, biological process: mRNA splicing, via spliceosome. Gene Ontology annotation, cellular component: U4/U6 x U5 tri-snRNP complex. The transcript is spliced from 9 exons. Bases 60 to 1541 code for a protein of 493 amino acids. The record is from RefSeq and is a predicted model, not a curated record. Gene Ontology annotation, molecular function: U6 snRNA binding; U4 snRNA binding; protein binding. NCBI's taxonomy places the organism in Eukaryota, Fungi, Basidiomycota, Agaricomycetes, Agaricales, Physalacriaceae.